ACUUAAUUAUUUACAUAAUUGUUACUAAAGUUAUUUUACACCAAAUUGACCGAUUACAAUUAUUACGUAAUAAUCGAUGCAUGACAAGAUGGCGUGAAGAUUUUCAGUUGGAAUGGAAAAAAUUGGCGGUUAAAACAAUUAGUAAUAAUCCUAAAUGGAUUACUAAUCUUUCAAACUGGGUUUGUUCAUGUCCUA
Messenger RNA from Racocetra fulgida, 195 nucleotides. The record is from the annotation of a GenBank genome assembly. Lineage: Eukaryota; Fungi; Glomeromycota; Glomeromycetes; Diversisporales; Gigasporaceae.